AUGUUAUCAGCUUUUUAAAAAGAAGUGAAUACAAAUUUUUCUGAAAACCAAGAUAAACAUUUAGAAUCUUAAAAUGAAUUAUAAGACAACAAAAUGAGAAUAAUUUUAAUGGCAAUUGAAAUUGAAAGAUUACAUAAGAUCUUAAAUUCUAAAAUAGAUUACUACAACUAAAAAAUGCAAGACUAUAUUAAGAGAGGUUAAAGUUAUAUGUAAAUCUUAGAGUUAUUUUAUAAGGGAUAAAUUGUUUAAUACUUGUAAGAGAAUACUGAAUUGAAUUAAAAUAUUCUAGAGAAAAAUGCUUUGAUAUCUAAAAUUUUUAAAGAAAAGUAUAAGGAAUUAGUUAUGUAGUUCUUAAUAAGAAAUGAAUAUGCUUAUAACUCAAUAGUGUCUCUAAUUUGAACAAGAACUAAAAAGUUCUUUGUUGAGGAAUUUAUAAUUAUAAAAGGAAAAUUAGGAACUUCGCUACUAAUUUGAUAAUGCUCCUUAAUUAAGGAAAUAAUUAACUGAUUUAGAAUAAUUAUACUCAUAAUUGUUGAUAGAAAAAAAUGAAGAAAUAUAGCAAUUGACAUAAAAUAACCCAUAAAUUUCACUUAAAAAUUCCUUAUUAUCAACUCUUAAUUAGCUUUUAGAAUAAAAAGAAUUAGAAUUAUAGGAAUGGUAAUAUAGCUCUUAAUAAAGUAAUUUAAUUCAUGAAAACCAAAGAUUAACAAAAGAGCUUAAAUUCUUGAAUGAUAAAUUAAAUUUGCUAUUAAUUAGUAAUGAUCAUCUCACAGUUAAAUAGGAUGAUAUUUACACAAAAAACUAUUAUUAACCGACUUAACCUAAUUAACAUACAUAAGAAAAUGAUUAAAAAUGCUAAAUCCCCAGAAGAUAAUAAAUGAAUCAUAAUUAAUUUUUUAAAAGAUCAAAUACUCCUUAAAUAUAACCAUCAUAAAUACCUAUAAACAUUUAGUCUUUAUCAUAAGAAUAACGAGAAACAAACAAUUAUCAAAAUGGCAAUUAAAUUAAUGAACUUCUCUAAUAAGUUUUAUUGAUUUAAAAUGAAAAAUUCUAAUCAAAAUAAAGAAUAAACAAUCAAAUUUCUUUAUUAAGUAGAGUUUUAAAUCUAAAGCUACAAGAAAUAUCAUAAUAUCUUUGCUAAAACAAGUAAAAUGUUUAAUUAAUUAGAAAUCUUAGUAAUUAUGUAGUCAAUUAAAAAUUGUCAACAUCACCUUAAAUUGUAAUUAAUCCAAAAUUAAAGAGAUUUCAAAAAUAUUAUAGUGUGUCUCCAAAUAACUGUUAUUCUUAACCUUAUACUAUUUUAUAACCCUAUUAAAAAAGUCCUGUUCAUUAACAUCAUCAUGGAAUAAGGACUGAGACUACAUUUCUUUCCUAUUAGAAUAUAUUUAAAUAAUAGUUGACUCCAAUAGUUAUGAUGGUAAAAUAAUUAAUUGAUUAAUAGCCAUAAAAUAUAGUCGCUCAUCCUUAAACCAGACAACAAACUUAAGUUCAUUAUAAUUUUUCUCCAAUUCAAAAAACUGUUAUAAAAUAGAGUUUUCAGAAUCCACCAUAUAUUGUAAGAGGAAUAUAUCCUAAUGAGACUGCUUAAUUUUAUUAGCCUAUUAAGUACUUUAUUUACUAUUUAGAAUAAAUGUUAACCAACCUAAUUUAAGAGUUUUCGAAAGAUAGGAAUAAACCCUCUUGGAAAACUCUCAUCAACCACAAUUCGAUGUUUAUACAACUGAAUUCUAAGUUAAUUCUUAAGAAAAUAUAAAUAACGAAGGGUCUAAAACAGCUAACUAACAGAAUUUCCAAGAUAAAUAUGGUAUUUAUUAGUUCACAAUAUUAUAGAAGGGAAUGGUAAAUCUCAAAAGCAAAAAAAUGAAUUAGAUAGGACAUUACCUAAAAAUAUAUCUCGUUUUAAUGAAACUGAGUCGGUAUCCUAAAAGUCAUUUGAAAUCUAAGAUUAACAUAUUUUUAAUAAAAUAAUCUUAUAAGAUCCUGUGGCAAUUGUAAAGUAGAAUUUAGAUAGUUAACAAUAAUCAGAAUAAAAUAUUAAAGAGAAUAAUAGUUUAUAUCUAAUUUACAAAUAGUUUCAAGACUUUAGAUUGAUAUUCAAGCAGAAACUAUAAAGGCAAGAAUAGGAAAUUUAAAAAACGUAUUCAAAUUCUUUGGAACAAUUAUAAAAUCUAGAGAAUUAAAUGUUAGUUAUGAUGAAUGAAAAAUAAUAAAAAAUUUAGAAUUAAAGAGAUAAUAAAUUUAAUAGAAUUUCUUAAGAAUAUCAAAGCUAUAAGAUUUAAUAGCCAAAUUCUGAUUGCAAAAAAUAUGAUAUACAAACAUAGGUUAAUGAGUCUAAUGAUUUGGAAUUAUAAAUUGCUUCGCAGAAGAAAUUACUUAAUGAAUAAUAAACUCAUUUUUUAUAAUUACUUUAAUUAUAGGAUGAAAUUCAAAAUUACUAUGAGUCUUUAGUGUCUUAGUUAUAUUAAAGAGAAUCAGAAUUAAACAAAGAAGUAUUAAAAAUAAAAUAGGAUCAUGAAAAUUAAAUAUUAAAUUUAACAAGAUUAUAAAAUUAAUCAGAAGAAAUUAGUCACCUUGAAUAAUAAAAUUCCUCCUUAUAACAAUAAUUGCAAGAUUAUAUGAAGGAAUUCAAAGAUAUUCAAUUUAAAUUAAAAUUUGAACAAGAUUAACAUCAGUUCACAAAGCAUGUAGUUGAAUCGUUGUAAAUAGAAACUAAUACUUAUUAAAAUACUAUAGAAGAGAUUUAAAAGCGAAACAAAAAUUUAGAAUAGGAACUUAAAAAUACAGAAUAAUUGUUAUUUGAAACAUAAAACUCAAAAAUGCAAACAUAAAACCAGAAUAAAGAGACUUAAACUAUAUCAGUAGAACAGUAAUAAUCAUUUUACAAUGAUUAGAUUGAAAUAGAAAAUCUAAAAUAAAAGUUAUUCUUUGAAUAAGAAUUAUCUAAUCAACUAAAUGAUUCUAUUUCUGGUCUCUAAUAAUAAAUUUAAACUUAAGAAUAAUUACUAUAAUAAUACAAAUUAAGCAACUCAAAUCAAUUCGAAGAAAUUCAAAAUCUAACAAAAGAGAAAAUUGAAAUUGCUUAAUAAUUAAAAAUGAUUUAGAUUAAAUAUUUGUCAUUAAAAGAGUAAAAUGAUUUAAUGUAAAAGUAAAAAGAUGUAAAUCAAAAUAAUGAAUAAAUAUAAAAUAUGGAUGUCAUUCAGAAUUUAAACUUUUAAAUAGAAGACAUGAAAUAACUCAACUAAUUUCUUUAAAAUUAGUUAUCUUAAAUGCAAUAAAAUAGUGAAAUAUAAAUGUCCGCUCAAAAUACAGUUUUAUCCUCUAAAAUUGCUCUUUUAGAAAAACAAUUAUCAACAGAAAAAAUAUUAAAAGAAUAAGCAAAUAGUAGAAUACUACAACUUGAAAAUUAAGUCCAAGGUUUUCAAAAUCAGCUAUCACAUGGUCAAACAAAUGACUUAAAAGAACAGAUUUUUUAAUUAUCGAAUUAGUAAUUGCUAUUAAAAUAAUAAAAAGAUAGUUUGGUUUAAUCUUUUGAAUUAGACUUAAAUCAACUUAAACAAUAAAUUAUUGAAUUGACUAAUUAAAAUAGAAAUUAUCAAGAACAAAUCAAAGAUUUUGAAACAAAACAGCUUCUACACUUAUAAUUAUAAAAACAAUAUACAAAUUAAACUCAUUUGGUUAAUUAAUAAAAAUAACAAAUAAUUAUUUUGCAAUAAGAAAAUAAUCAAAAUCAUAAUGAUUUACAAAAAUUAAGAUAAAAUUUAAAAUUGGAUAUAGAGGAUUUUGAAGGCUAUUAAAAUGAAUAAAUUAACACAUUACGAAAGCAAAUUGAUAAUCUAAACUCAUAACUUUAGAACUAAUAAAGAGAUAUCAAUUAUUUAUAAAGUUAAAUAUAGUUUGAAUAACGAGAAAAAAGCAUUAUUAUUUAAAAUAAAAAUAUUUUAGAUGGACAUAUAAAAUAAAUGCAAGAAGAAAAUUUAUAAUUGUAGAGUUAAAUCUAUAAAUAAAAGAAUGAUAUUGAAGAAUUACGGAAAAACAUGAGAUAAUCUAAUAUUAUUGAUAAUUCUUCAAAUUAAUAGGAAAUAUUCAUUUAUAAAGAAUAGAAAACUUAUAAAAAUUAAAAUGAAUCACUUUAAUAAGAUAUUAAAAAUUUGAAAUAAGAGAAUCGAACUUUAAUUUAAGAAUGCCAAAAAUUGAAAGAUGCUCUAUUAUAAGUAACAGAGGAAAAAACUAGGUUAGAAAUGAUUUUUAAUUAUUAAAAUUAAGUGCAAGAAACUCAGUUUCAAGAAAUUCAAUAAUCUCAAAUCAUAACUUAAAAUAAUAAAAAUGAGGGGUAAGAUUAAGUAAAAUAAGAUGAGUUUUAAAUUAAAUAAAACUAAAUUUAAGAUUUGAGUAGUAAAAUUUCUACAGCUUUGGUUAAAUUAGAUGAAUUUGAUGAUUUGAACUUUAGGAUUGAGAAAAUAAAACAAGAUUUAUAGAAUUAGAUUCAGAAAUUAAAACAACAAGCUAUUUACAUUUAAUAACAUAGGAUUUAAAAAAAUGAAGAUGAUAAAAUUAAAAAAAGCAAUCAGUAAAAAAAGUAUCCAUCAAAUUAGCAUAACUAAUAGGCAGAUGAAAUAGCAUAAAUAAUUUAAGCAAUAAGUAUAAGCAUAGGGGAUUAUAUUCAGCUUAAUUCAUAAAUUCAUUUGAUUACUGAAAAGCUGAAGCAAUUAUUAGGUGAUACUAAUAAUAUAGCUGCAUCAAUUCAGUUGUAAAAUAGGACCUUGAUAAACUAAGAAAAUGAUUAACGACAAAAAAGUAGUUCUAUUUACACUAAUUAUGAAGAGCAAUAUAAAGAGUUAUUGAUCGAGAAUGAUAAAUUAAAUUAAAAAGCAAAUUAAUACUAAAAUCUCUUAAUAUAAUUAUAGGAUGAGUAUUACAAAUAAGGAUCUGCACUUAACAGUAUAACAAAGGAGUACUAACAAAUUAAUAAUAAAAAUGAAUUUAAAAUAAUUAAAUUAAUUCAUUUUGAACAAUUAAAUGAUAAAACAAAAGAGUAAGAAAAAUAAAUCCAGGAAUAUUUACAAUAGAUUUAAGACUUAUAAAAUUACAUUGAUUAAGAAUAAAAAAAAUAUUUUGAAGAAAUUACAAGUCUGAAUCAUUAAAUAGAAGAAAAUUAGUUGCAAGGGAAAAACUAUAUCUAAAUUAAUUAAGAAAAUAGUACAUUAAAACAGGAAAUAUCUAAUCUAUAGUCUGAAAUACAAAAAUAAUAACAUUUAAUAGAAGAACUAAAACUCAUAUAAAUAUAAAAUUAAGAUGAAUAUGCACAACAAAAGCAAGAGGCUUAAAGAUUAUAUUAACGAUUAUUAUAAAUAUCAAAUAGUUACAAUGUACUAAAAGAAGAAAAAGAGUAGGAGUAGCAAAGAUUUUCAAGAGAGAGUAGAUAAAUUUAAGAAAGUUCUGAAAAACACAAAAAUGAAAAUAUUUAAUAUAAAUUAUACGUUGAUAGAUUGUAAAAAUAGCUUUAAGAAUAAAAGAAUUAAUCAGAUAGCAAUCUAUAAUAAUAACUCAAAAAAGUAUAGACUAAAUUAGAAGCCAGUUUAUAAUAAUAAAAUUUAAUUCAUGAUGAAAAGAAAAUAACCAAAGAUCAAAUUUAAUAAUAAUAAGAGUAAUUAGCAAAUUAAUUAAUUACAAUAAAUCAACUUAGAUAGGAAAUAUCCAGAUAGGAACAGGUUAUAUCCUAAUUGUCUUAAUAAAAUAAUAUCCAAUCAUCAUUUGUCUAAGAGGUAACAUUUUUUGAUGAUUCCAAGAAUUCUUCUCCUUUAGAAUUUAAAGUAAAACAACUACAAAAUGAAAAUUCUCAUUUGCAUCAACUAUUAUUAGAUAUGGAAAAAGAUUAUACUCACAAAAUCAAAUUAUAAUAGCUUUAAAUUUAGGGAUUGAAUGAUAAAUUAAGAGAAAUGGUUUAUGAAUAAACUAAGAAAGUUCCUAAAGUAGAUGAAUUUGCCAUCAAUUAUUAGAAUCAUUGA
This is a messenger RNA of Paramecium octaurelia, 6005 nucleotides long. Lineage: Eukaryota; Ciliophora; Oligohymenophorea; Peniculida; Parameciidae. The record is from the annotation of a GenBank genome assembly.